UGCACUGUGAACCAAAGAUUGAUCCAGAGAGAAGAGAAGCUUAACGUUCCAGAAACUUACUAGGAUCCAUCAUUACAACAUCCCUCAUCCGAGUAAGCUUGGGAUAUGAGCGGAAUACUCUCCUUUAAUAAGGGGAAUACCACCACAUCAGAGUAGCAGAGCGCACCUAAGGCCAGUUGUGAGUGGAGCUCCUUCCCCAGGCUCCCCCCCCCUGAAUUCCGGCCAGAAUGUCAAGUGACCCCCCUCCCCCCUACUCUGGGGGCCCCAGUGCCCCUCUCGUGGAGGAGAAGAAUGGACAACCUGUCGGACAGCCUGCAGCCUCGGCCGAAGCUCCUUUAACUGUGGGCCCUCCCCAGGGACAGCCACUACCACCAGACUAUGGUCCUCCACCCUAUGAGGCCAGUCUACAGCCAGGCUUCCUGCCCCCACACGUCCCAGGUGAUGGGCCCAUGCCAAUGCCCAUGUUGUCACCACACGGUGGCUUCCCUGCUCCUCCUGGUCACUUUAUCCAUCCACCACCAGGUCAUUUUGGCCCUGGGCCGGUUCAGUUUGGCCCUGGGCCUGGUCAGUUUGGCCCUGGGCCGGUUCAGUUUGGCCCUGGGCCGGUUCAGUUUGGCCCUGGGCCUGGUCAGUUUGGCCCUGGGUUUGGCCCUGGGCCUGGCCACUUUUAUGAAGGACAUGCCACCACCGUCCUGUCACCUCAGGCUGCAGGCGCCAGAGUCACCGUCCUGCAUGGGGAGAUUUUCCAGUCCUUGCCGGUGCAGACUGUGUGUUCACACUGCCAUCAGGCUAUUGUCACCCGCAUCUCUUACGACGUCGGCUUGAUGAAUACACUCUUCUGCCUCUUCUGCUUCUGUGUGGGGUGUGAUCUGGGAUGCUGCUUGAUUCCCUGUCUGAUUGAUGACCUCAAGGAUGUGACGCACACCUGCCCCAACUGCAAAGGCCACAUCUACACAUACAAGCGUAUAUGCUAACCCCCGACAGACAUACUAUAAAAACAUGGAUAUGCACACUUAGAAGCUCACAGCUCAGACAGCCUUUUUUUGCUCAGUAUUUUGUGCUUCAUUUAGCUGUCCUCUUAACAGUCUCAUUUUAUGAAUUACCCUUUAUUGAUUACCCUGCACUUGUUCCUAACUUUCAGAUUAACGUCCUUUGCUAUGUACAUGCAUCCAGUUACAAUGUAGAGACCUCAAACACGGUUUAUUAGUGGUUAAAGGAGAAACAUACAGAGAGAACUGACAGACGUGGUAAAUAUUGCACACUUAUGAAUUCCAAAUGAAGGACCAGGGGACAAAAUGGUACGUGUUGCAUGUUUUAUGCGUGCUAUUGGAAAAAGGUGUGGGAUUUUAGUCCUUUAAAAUGGGAGAAGGCAAUUGUGCAAAGCUGUGAAAAUUGUUGUUUACUAAAAAUCAGCUGUGAAUCUUGCUGAGGCAAAUUUGUUAAGACAGCACUUGCAGGGUCAGUACUUAAGUUUUUAGUGUAAUUAUUUUAUCUUAUUUUAACACUAUCCAUAUAUGUAUAUAUAUAUAUAUAUAUAUAUAUAUUAUAUAUAACAUCAUGUUAAUAUUGAAGAAUCUAAAGGUUUCGUUUAUGUCAAAUUAUUUUCAGAGAAUUA
Molecule: messenger RNA, 1615 nt
Organism: Hypomesus transpacificus
Lineage: Eukaryota; Metazoa; Chordata; Actinopteri; Osmeriformes; Osmeridae
Gene: cdip1
Product: cell death-inducing p53 target 1
Exons: 5
Coding region: 228-974 (248 amino acids)
Biological process (GO): intrinsic apoptotic signaling pathway in response to DNA damage by p53 class mediator; tumor necrosis factor-mediated signaling pathway
Molecular function (GO): zinc ion binding
Source: RefSeq, a predicted model, not a curated record